Molecule: messenger RNA, 1023 nt
Organism: Ictidomys tridecemlineatus (thirteen-lined ground squirrel)
Lineage: Eukaryota; Metazoa; Chordata; Mammalia; Rodentia; Sciuridae
Source: RefSeq, a predicted model, not a curated record
AUGGGGAGAGAAGCAACAGCUUUAUCCCCCAUAUCUGUGUCCACAGAGCAGUUCCAGGUUAUUGGCCCUGAACACCCCAUUGUGGCAGUGCUGGGUGAGGAAGCCAUACUGCCCUGUUCCCUAGUCCCAGCCAUGAAUGCAGAGAACAAGGAACUGAGGUGGUUCUGCACCACAUUCCAAGCAGUGUUCAUCUACUGGAACCAACGGGAACAGACUGAGGAGCAGAUGGCUGAUUAUAGAGGGCGGACCUCACUGGUGAGCAAGUUCCUCACCCAGGGGCAGGCUGCAGUGCGCAUCCACAAUGUCCAGGUUUUUGACAAUGGAAUGUACAUCUGCUUCUUCAGACAUGGAGGCUUCUCUGAAGAGGCUGAUUUGGAAGUGAAGGUGGUGGGGAUGGGCUCUGACCCCCAAGUGCACAUAGAAGGGUCAGAAGAGGAUGGAGUGCACGUGGUGUGCAAAGCCUCAGGAUGGUUCCCAAAGCCCCAGGUGCAGUGGAGAGACCUCAGUGGAAAAAAGUUUCCAGCGCUUUCUGAGGCCCACACCCAAGACACUGAGGAGCUGUUUAGUGUGGAGGCCACUCUGGUGGUGAGAGACAGUUCUGUGGGGAAUGUGACCUGCUCUGUCCUCAACCCUAUCCUGGGCCAGGAGAAGGCCAUGGCUAUUUACAUCCCAGAGCCCUUCUUCCCUCAGGCUUCUCCCUGGAAGCCAGCAUUUGCUGUGAUCCUGACCGUGCUGGGGCUCCUACUCUUGGGGGCUAGCUAUUUAAUCAGAAAAGUACAUUCCAGAAGGAUGCAGGUGAGGCAAAGAAAGGAGCUUCUGCAGUGGCUUAAGAAGGAUGAACAGCAGAGAAAGAAAUUGGUGCUGAAGGCCAUUGAUGGACUCCAGGCAGAUCUCAGUGAGAGGAAAGCUGCUUAUCUGUCUGUUCCGGUCACCGGCGUGAGGGCGGUCUCCAGCCGCCCAAUCACGCGGGCAGUGGGUGGAGUAUCGCCGGCGUGUGUGCGGUCUCCAGCCACCCAGUCUUGA